Messenger RNA from Fulvia fulva, 213 nucleotides. RefSeq lists its product as uncharacterized. Bases 1 to 213 code for a protein of 70 amino acids. Lineage: Eukaryota; Fungi; Ascomycota; Dothideomycetes; Mycosphaerellales; Mycosphaerellaceae. The transcript has a single exon. The record is from RefSeq and is a predicted model, not a curated record.
AUGGCCUCAUUGAAGCAGAAUAAGGGCAGCAAGAACAACGAGCCUAAUACACCGACACCUGUCGCUGCACUAGUGAAUAUUACACCGGUGGUUACGGCACCAGUAGCACCAAUAGCACCACUUCACAUGCCAUUCGGUUAUGGCGGUUAUCCACCCCCUGGCUACGCACCACCUCCACCGUAUAGAUAUGGUGCUUAUCCUCCACCUCCGUAG